AUGUCGCACGAACUUGUCCACGCUGGACGCCGGGUUGUCGUGACCGGUAUCGGCAUGGUGUCGCCAUUGGGCCUGUGUACCCGCAUGUGCUGGGACGCACUUUUCCGCGGCCAAAGUGGCGUCCAACGGAUCAGUGUUUUUGACCCCACCGGGCUGCCGGUGCAAAUCGCAGCCCAAGUCGAUCGUGCCGGCGUACUCGAACGACUUGAGUCGCAGGUAUUCGCAUCGAAAACAACGAGCACAGCGAUAGCAACUGGUCUGCAUGAGCGCAAACUGACCCCCGCGGAUAUUUUACGAGCACCGCUCAGUAUCCAGUACGCCGUUCUCGCAGCACAUGAGGCGAUCCAAGAUGCUGCGCUUUCGCCAGCGACGCUGAACGCAACCGACUCGGGCGUCGUUAUCGGUGCAGGUAUGGUAUCCCUGAGCGAUCUGGUUGAGAGCGUGAACCGUCACCAGUCGGGUCGACACCUGUCACCGCAUUUCGUGCCUCGCAUCCUGCUGAACGCAGCCGCCGGUUACGUGGCGUUAUGGUUUGGUCUGAAGGGUCCCAGUCUAUCACCGAGCACUGCUUGUGCUGCGGGUGCACAUGCUAUCGGUGACGCGUACCGACUCAUUCAACGAGGCGAUGCGACAGUGUGUAUCGCCGGCGGAACAGAGGCAUGUAUUCACGAGUUGGCAUUGUUGGGGUUUUCCAGGGCCCGGGCACUUACCACCCAGUUUGCAGAUGAGCCCGAGCAGUCCAGUCGUCCAUUUGAUCGUCGACGUUCGGGUUUCGUGCUCGGCGAAGGCGCCUGUGUACUUGUUCUGGAGGAUCUGGAACACGCUCGUACACGAAGACAAGCCCAGCCGCACACGACCUAUGGCGAACUCGUUGGAUACGGCCUGAGCAGCGACGCGUACCAUGUGACAGCACCUCAUCCGGAAGGCAUUGGCGCCCAGCGAUGUAUGGAAAUGGCCCUCCGGGGUAUUCCUCGGUCAGCCGUCGGGUACGUGAACGCGCAUGCAACGUCGACGCCGUUGGGUGACGCCGUCGAAGCCAAAGCGAUUGGGCGAGUUUUCGGCGCAGAGGAGCCGGCUCCAGUCGUGACGUCGACAAAAGGCGCCACUGGGCAUUUACUCGGAGCAGCGGGCGCUCUCGAGGCUGCCUUCACGUUACUGGCGGUGCAUCACCAGUGCGUACCCGGAACGUUGAACCUGCACGACAUUGACGUGGGCCUGGAGAUGUCGGCCACCACGGACACCACCACCGCUGGCUUGCGCUUCAUUGGGCAUCAUGCGCAUUAUUACUGGCCCGAGAGCAGUCCGCUUCGAAUCGCACUAAGCAACUCGUUCGGAUUCUACGGGACAAAUACCUGCCUCGCCUUUCAGCGGUUGCCGUCCGAUGAGUCGAGAUCGGGAAAUGGAUCAUUCCAGGGGGAUGGCGUAUCGACCUAG
Molecule: messenger RNA, 1434 nt
Organism: Cyanidioschyzon merolae strain 10D
Lineage: Eukaryota; Rhodophyta; Bangiophyceae; Cyanidiales; Cyanidiaceae
Product: 3-oxoacyl-[acyl-carrier-protein] synthase II
Exons: 1
Coding region: 1-1434 (477 amino acids)
Biological process (GO): fatty acid biosynthetic process
Molecular function (GO): 3-oxoacyl-[acyl-carrier-protein] synthase activity
Source: RefSeq, a predicted model, not a curated record